Messenger RNA from Eremothecium cymbalariae DBVPG#7215, 1677 nucleotides. RefSeq names its product RNA-binding snoRNP assembly protein (gene NAF1). Gene Ontology annotation, biological process: ribosome biogenesis; box H/ACA snoRNP assembly; pseudouridine synthesis. The record is from RefSeq and is a predicted model, not a curated record. The transcript has a single exon. Bases 1 to 1677 code for a protein of 558 amino acids. Lineage: Eukaryota; Fungi; Ascomycota; Saccharomycetes; Saccharomycetales; Saccharomycetaceae. Gene Ontology annotation, cellular component: sno(s)RNA-containing ribonucleoprotein complex. Gene Ontology annotation, molecular function: RNA binding.
AUGUCAUGCGAUGAGCUGCAGGUAAAAAGGAUAAAGAACCAAAUAAACAAGCAUAAAGCCAUGUCUGUGGAUUCUACUGUUUCAAUAAAGGAAAAUAAUGAAGAACCAGGUUCUGUGGAGAAGGAAUUAGCACAAAACACUGCUACUGACGCAUUCUCCAUCGCUUUAGCCAAUCCGGAAAAUGAUGAGAUGAAAAUUCAGCUACCAAAGGAAGACAUUGACUUAAAUGGCAUUAGUUCCGAUGAGGAAGAAAACAGUAAAAGUAGUGCUGAGGUCUCAAGUACUAUGCAUGUACAAGAAGCAAAGGAAUGCCAAAAAUAUGAUGUGGUUGCUGAGUCAUUGGAAGGUAGCGACAAUGGUAAUUCUGUGCAGGUUAAUUCUAUCCAAAAUUUUGAUGCCCAAGAAUAUUCACCAAAAGACUCUUCAGAUGCUUCAGAUGCUUCAGACGCUUCAGAUGCUUCAGAUGAUUCAGAUGAUUCACAUUCUUCAGAUUCAUUGGAAGAUUCAUCAGAAAUAGAGGUUGAAGAAGAUGAAGACGGACCUGCGGCACAAAGCCCAAUCCGUUCAAAGAACGAAUUGGUCGAAGAGCCAAUACCUACAAUUCCUGAAAACUUUAAAAUUGAUGAAAAUACUACCAUCCAUGAAAUCGGUUUAUUGAAAUCUGCUUUUGAAAAUAACAUCGUGAUCGAGGCAGCAGUUUCAGGUGAACAUAGAGUUUUACAAGAAGGAGCUAUUUUUUGUUUGGCUGACCGUACAAUUAUUGGUCCUUUGUGUGAAGUAUUUGGGAAGCUAUCUAACCCAUUUUAUCGUAUUACUGUUUCAAAGGAUUCCAAAGAUAUUAUUGAUAAUUGUAAAUCCCAAUUGGGCGCUAAAGUUUACUUUGUGGUCCCAGAAGCCCAUUGGAUAGACACGUUUCAGAUCAAACAAUUUAAAGGCACAGAUGCAUCUAAUGGUGCGGAUGAAGAGAUACCUGAGGAGGAACAGGAGUUUUCAGAUGAUGAACGUGAGGCAGAAUUCAAGAGGCAAAAGAAGAUGGCUAAGAAAAGAAAGAACGGUUGUAAUCAUGAAGCUGGGCAAAGAAAACAGAAGAACACACCACGAAACGCAGUUGUGUAUCCAAAGGUAAAAUUACCUAUUUCCAUGGUAAGAUCAAAUGCAACACAUCCGUCCUAUAGAUCUCGUAGUUCGCGGAUGCCGGAAGAACCUGCAGUGCAUGCAGACAAACCAAAUGAGCAAUAUUAUUCAACAGCCGCUUCUAAUAAUAACUCUUAUCAUACUUUCCAAAACCAAUACCUACAGCAGCUGCCAACUCCAUUUCCACAACCAGCAGUCCAAUUUGGUGCCCAGCCUCAAAGUAUAUACCCUGUUGGAAACCAUAAUUUUGCACCUCAACAGUGGUAUCAACAUCCCCCUCAACCCCCAACAGAACAAUAUCCCCAGUAUCAUACAAUUGCUGCCUAUCAGCAAUUUCAGAUGGCAAACCAAUCUAACCAUCAGCAGUAUCAAAAUCAGCAGACAAGCACACCUUCAAUCAAUCAGGCACAGCUAUUGCAUCAAAUUUUAUUCCAGCAGCAGCAACAGCAACAGCAGCAGCAACAGCAGCAGCAACAGCAGCAACAGCCACCGUACCAUCAUACCGAAGGGCAAAACAAUCUUCCAUCCCGUGAGUUAAACUAA